This is a messenger RNA of Lathyrus sativus (Indian pea), 312 nucleotides long. The record is from the annotation of a GenBank genome assembly. NCBI's taxonomy places the organism in Eukaryota, Viridiplantae, Streptophyta, Magnoliopsida, Fabales, Fabaceae.
AUGUCAGCUAUGAAUUUCAGGGAUAAAUGGAUGUCUUGGCUUAAGGGUGGUGUGCUUAAUAACUUCAUUUUUAUUUUAGUCAACGGUAGUGCGCCUAAAGAGUUUAAGGCCACUAGGAGUCUUCUACAGGGGGAUCCAUUAUCUCCAUUUAUUUUCUCCGUAGUAGCGGAAGGACCUGUGUUGUUGGUUAGAAGACUGGCAAGAAAAAAGAUUUUCAGUGGCUUUCAUUUAUAUGGUGAUGAAGCGAUUAGCCUUGUGCAAUUCGCAGAUGAAUCAGUAUUAAUUUGUGAUGAUUCAUGGAAGAAUCUAUGA